CUUGUGUAAUAUCUUCAAUUCUCAUAAAUUAUCAUAAUGAAAAAAGAAUGUUUUAGGAUCUGUUUGAAUGAUAAUAAUAGAUCAAUUAGAUUUAAAUUGAGAUCAAUACUGUGUAAAGAAAACUUAUUAAGAAAAUUAGAUAAGGCUAGAAAAAGUAAUAAGAGUAGAUUUUGAAAGUAGAGGAUGAUUUACUCUUAAAAUUAUGGUUAAAAAGAAGAAGAAUAAUUAUCUUUACUUUUUGGAACCACAAUAUUGAAAGGAUGAUGAUAAAGUGUCAAAACUGAGAAUGCCUUCAUUGAAAUUAAAACUUAAAGUCUUAAAAAAAUUGAAUACUUAAUAUCGUGGCCAUUAUUUACGCAUUCAAGUACUUUUAAAAUCAAUUUUUAACUAUGG
This is a messenger RNA of Paramecium sonneborni, 393 nucleotides long. Lineage: Eukaryota; Ciliophora; Oligohymenophorea; Peniculida; Parameciidae. The record is from the annotation of a GenBank genome assembly.